Vanrija pseudolonga is the source of this 2460-nucleotide messenger RNA. RefSeq names its product Pre-mRNA-splicing ATP-dependent RNA helicase PRP28 (gene PRP28). The record is from RefSeq and is a predicted model, not a curated record. The transcript has 2 exons. Gene Ontology annotation, biological process: ribosomal large subunit assembly. Gene Ontology annotation, cellular component: cytosol. NCBI's taxonomy places the organism in Eukaryota, Fungi, Basidiomycota, Tremellomycetes, Trichosporonales, Trichosporonaceae. Gene Ontology annotation, molecular function: RNA helicase activity; nucleic acid binding; ATP binding. Bases 41 to 2242 code for a protein of 733 amino acids.
ACUGGCAACAACCACCUCCACCCUCCACCCACACCACACCAUGCCCGCGACGCCGCUGUCCGUCGAGGACAUUCUCGCAAAGCAAAAGGCCGAGAAGGAGGCCGCGGCGAAGCCAAAAUUCCUCACAAAGGCCCAGCGCGCCGCCCUCGCCCUCGAGAAGCGCGCAGCCGAGGUCAACGAGCAAAAGGCGCGCGAGGAGGCCGACCGCGCCGAGCGGGACAAGCUCGACCGUGCGGCGGAUGCCGAGGCGAGGAAACAGGACGCGGCGCGGUACGGGCGCGACGUGCGCGACGACCGCGACUACCGCCGCGACGGGCGCGAUGCACGCGACCACCGUAACGGCGGCGGCGGCGGCGGCCGUGACGGCGGGCUCGACUACCGCGAUCGCGACGACCGGCGGCGGGAUGACCGCCGCGACUUUCGGGAUGAUCGCCGGGGCGGCGACGACCGUCGCGGCGGUGACGACCGCCGGGGAGGGUUCGACAGGCGUAAUAAUGGCCACGGCGGAGCCAACGGGCACGCCGAGUCGUCGCGUGCCGGUGGGAGGGGAGGUAAGGGCGCUGCGGCGGCCACGCCUGCCGCUCCCGCCGGCGACCCAGACCUCGAGAUCAUCAAGAAGAGAUACCUCGGCCAGCACGACGUGGUCAAGAAGCCGUGGAUGCGCAAGUCGGCCAACAAGAACGCCAUCUUUGACUGGAGCGCUGCGGACGACACGUCGGCUGCGCCGCUCUGGUCAGAUCGUGACGGCGCUGCUGCUGCCGCUGGAUCGCCAGCGCGCCCGGGCAGCGGCGCGCAAACGCCCGUACCGGAAACCGCGGGCGACAAGUACACCGAUGCGCUGGAGAAGCGGCGCGCAGGCAAGGGCUCCAACGACGACCGGCACUGGAGCGAGAAGCCGCUCGACGAGAUGAAGGAGCGCGACUGGCGCAUCUUCCGCGAGGACUACAGCAUCUCGUCGCGGGGUGGAAAUAUCCCCAACCCGCUGCGUAGCUGGCGUGAGAGCGCCAUCCCACUGCCGAUUCUCGAUGUCAUCGACGAGAUUGGAUACACGGAGCCCAGUCCAGUCCAGCGACAGGCCGUGCCGAUCGGCCUCCAGAACCGCGACCUUGUCGGCUUGGCCAAGACGGGUUCCGGUAAAACGGCCGCCUUCCUUAUCCCGAUGCUCACGUACAUCUCGCACUUGCCGCCAUUGACGGAGGACAACCGCCACCUCGGCCCGUAUGCGCUCAUCCUGGCGCCGACUCGAGAGCUCGCCCAGCAGAUUGAGAGUGAAGCGGUGCGAUUUGCUAAGCCGAUGGGCUACACGACUGUGUCGAUCGUCGGUGGUCGCUCGGUCGAGGAGCAGCAGUUCAACCUCCGCAACGGUGCGCAGAUUGUCAUUGCGACCCCAGGUCGUCUCAAGGAUAUGAUCGACAAGAGCAUGCUCGUCAUGUCCCAGUGCCGCUACGUGGUCAUGGACGAGGCCGACCGAAUGGUCGACCUGGGUUUCGAGAUUGACCUGACGUUUAUCCUCGACGCCAUGCCGGCAUCGUUUGCCGAGAAGGAGGGCUUGCCCGAAGACGACCCGAAGCGCGAUCGCGUCAUGACGCUGUUCUCGGCGACCAUGCCGCCGGCAGUCGAGCGUCUGACGCGGAAGUACCUGAGAAAGCCAGCAACUGUUAUUAUUGGCAACGCCGGCGAGGCCGUCGACACUGUGGAGCAGCGAGUCGAGUUUGUUACGAACGAGGAGAAGCGCAAGGCGCGCCUCAUCGACAUUCUGCGCAACAUUGGUCUCCCGCCUCCGAUCAUCGUGUUCGUCAACCAGAAGAAGACGGCCGACAUGGUGCUCAAGUAUGUGCAGCAGGCUGGGCUCUCGGGCGUCACGCUGCACUCGGGCAAGAACCAGGAGCAGCGAGAGGCGUCGCUGCAGGCGCUACGCGACGGCGAAGUGUCCGUGCUUGUGGCCACCGACCUCGCGGGUCGUGGUAUCGACGUGCCCGACGUGUCGCUCGUUCUCAACUGGCAAAUGUCGGACACGAUCGAGAAGUACGUGCACCGUAUCGGUCGUACUGGUCGUGCAGGCAAGACGGGUCUCGCGAUCACGUUCCUCGACAACAACGACGACGAGGUCAUGUACGACCUCAAGCAAGAGAUUGCAAAGAGCCCGCUGUCGACCAUGAACCCCGAGCUGGCGCGGCACGAGGCCGCGAGGCAAAAGGUGACACGGGAGAUGAAGCGCAAACGCGACGAGUUUGACGAGUAGGACGGCGGAGCGGAGCGACGCCGAAGGGCGGCGUGUAUAGUAGCAUAUGCAUCUGAUAGCAAGUCACGGCGAGGCGAGGCGAGGCGUUUCGGUGGUCGUCGGUCGAAGGCAUGCAUCGGGCCGUGUCCGCUGGCUGGCCACGCGCCGACGAGUCCACUCGGCAGAGCUCGCUGCAUGAGCGGGGUGAUUCCGAAGCUCCGACGACGCCACAGUGCCAC